Molecule: messenger RNA, 1242 nt
Organism: Alternaria rosae
Lineage: Eukaryota; Fungi; Ascomycota; Dothideomycetes; Pleosporales; Pleosporaceae
Product: putative extracellular lipase
Exons: 10
Coding region: 1-1242 (413 amino acids)
Source: RefSeq, a predicted model, not a curated record
AUGGCGGCGGAUUCUGGCAAGGCAGCGCCGCAACACCUACGGAGAACGGAAGCUAUAUUGUCUGUCGCUCAGAGCACGCCAAUUAUCUUCGUCUCCAUUCAGUAUAGACUUUUGUUUUACGGAUUCCCUUCAGGAGAUGAACCACAUUCUCUUGGUGUAGAGAAUCUUGGUUUGCUUGACCAGCGACUUGCUUUCCAAUGGGUACAAGAAAACAUCGCUGCAUUCGGUGGAUCUCCUUCGAAAGUCACCAUCAUGGGACAAAGUGCUGGUGGCACUAGUAUCCUCCAACACCUCGUCGCAUAUGGAGGUCGAGAUGACCACCUUUUCCGAGCAGCCAUCGUUCAGAGUGGCAGCUUCUACGACGUGCCAUGCAACUGGAAUAUAUCAUCCAUUCGAGAGGCUCGUUAUCAAACGUUUCUCAACAAGACUGGUUGUGAAAACUUCUCGUGUCUACGCUCACUCGACAACGACAUACUUUUCAACGUUUCUUUACAGCAUUACGACCAAUUCCUACCUUCUAUCGAUGGUAACUUUAUGACGGCACACCCUGUGGAGUUGUUCAAUCAAGCAAAGCAAGUCUCUGUUCCACUACUAAUGGGUGUGAAUGACGAUGAGGGCAACAUUCUUGUCAAGCCCGGUUCCAACACAACAGUGGACAUAGAGCAGGCGCUGAUAGUUCUAAACGGAUCAAGCUAUGCAAUCCAAAGCUCCGCGUUUAACAAGCUUUUUGAAUUAUACCCGGAUGAUCCAACUGCCGGUGUCCCACAUAACACUGGCCCCGGCGUGCUACCCACUGGAUUUAUGGAUAAAACGAGCUAUUUGAUCUUCGGCGAUGCGAUCGAGCACUCGGUUCGCCGUUGGAUGACAGGGCUAUAUGCGCAAGCUCGCAACCCAGUCUACAGCUACAGAUUCGCUCAGGUUCCCUGGCAUUCAUCUGUACUCUUUGGAGCAACUCACAGUUCUGAGAUGAGCUACGUGUUCGGUAAACCUGACGGUCCACGGUCUUCCGAUGCCCGCCUUGCUCAACAUAUGAGUGGAGCGUGGGCAUCUUUCGCACAUAGCCUAGACCCUAACUUUGGAAACUCUAGUCUGCAUUGGCCGGACUAUCGAGUCGCAGGUCAAAACAUGGUAUUCGUGGCCGAUGAGGAACAUGUAGAAGAAGACGUGUAUCGCAAGCAAGGAUUGGCGUUUUGGACUGAGCAGAGAAUCCAAGGUUGUACCGCACUGAGGGUUGGAUUCUGA